GACCCUCACCUCUGGAUGUGCUCUGACGUGUGUGUGUGUCUUUUGGACAAAAGGGGUGUUUUACCUGUCGUCCAAUCAGCACAGCACAUAAAACAGCUGGUAUUUGUGCAUGAGGGUUCUUUUGAUGAUCAGAAACCCGUCAAGAGCUUCAGCAUGACAUCCUAUACAGACAAAGGAGAGAAGCACGAGAAAGGGAAGUUUGUCAGAUUUCACCAUGUGACAUUCUGGGUGGGCAAUGCCAAACAGGCUGCGGUGUUCUACUGUGAUAAGUUUGGCUUCGAGCCAAUGGCGUAUAGAGGACUGGAGACGGGCAGUCGAGGAGUGGUGUCGCACGCCAUCAGAGAGGACAAGAUAAUAUUUGUGUUCGAGUCUGCCCUGAAUCCUGGAAAUGAGGAAAUGGGUGAACAUCUUGUAAAACAUGGUGAUGGGGUGAAGGAUGUGGCAUUUCAGGUGGAAGACUGUGAUUUUUUAGUGAAGAAAGCUAAAGAGAGAGGAGCGGUGAUCGUCAAAGAGCCCUGGGUGGAGCAAGAUUCUGGCGGGAAAGUCAAAUAUGCCGUAAUUCAAACAUAUGGGGAUACGACACACACAUUUAUUGAGUACAUGGGGCCGUAUAAAGGUCUGUUUCUUCCUGGAUAUCACAAGCCGCUCUUCAAAGACCCUCUGUUACCAAAACUGCCACCAGGACUCUUAAAUUUUAUUGAUCACAUUGUGGGAAACCAGCCAAAUGAUCAAAUGGUGCCAGUAACGGACUGGUAUCAGAAGUGUCUGAUGUUUCACAGGUUCUGGUCCAUCGACGAUAAGCAGAUUCACACGGAGUACAGCGCUCUCCGCUCCAUCGUGGUUACAAAUUACGAGGAAACCAUCAAGAUGCCCAUCAAUGAACCAGCACCGGGAAAGAAGAUUUCACAAAUCCAGGAGUAUGUCGACUACAACGGAGGGCCAGGAGUUCAACAUAUAGCCCUCAACACAUCAGACAUCAUUCAAGCGAUUGUGAACCUCAGAGCUCGAGGAAUGGAGUUCCUGUCCACUCCUGAUACCUACUAUGACGCUCUACGACAGAAUCUCAAGACUGCGAAGAUCAAAGUGAAGGAAGACCUCAAAAGACUGCAGGAGUUAAAAAUCUUAGUGGACUUUGACGAGAAGGGCUACCUGCUCCAGAUCUUCACCAAACCUGUGCAGGACAGACCCACGCUCUUUCUGGAGGUGAUCCAAAGGAACAAUCACUUUGGGUUUGGAGCGGGAAACUUCAAAUCACUGUUUGAGGCCAUUGAAAAGGACCAGGACGCCAGAGGAAACCUGACGGUGCUCACAUCAGAGGGCGCGGGCGUGCCGCAGGCUAUUUACUGAAUCGCACACAACGGGCCACUCAAACACUACUGCAUGAAUACACACUAGUGGUCAACACAGUAGCGUUUGUGCUGGGGUCAAAUGUUAAUCAUAAAGGUCCAAUGCCAUCCAGAACACUGGACCUCUAGGACAUUAAUAAAUACAUUCAUAUAUGAAA
Xyrauchen texanus (razorback sucker) is the source of this 1504-nucleotide messenger RNA. RefSeq names its product 4-hydroxyphenylpyruvate dioxygenase a (gene hpda). Gene Ontology annotation, molecular function: 4-hydroxyphenylpyruvate dioxygenase activity. Gene Ontology annotation, biological process: L-tyrosine catabolic process. Lineage: Eukaryota; Metazoa; Chordata; Actinopteri; Cypriniformes; Catostomidae. The transcript is spliced from 14 exons. Bases 16 to 1347 code for a protein of 443 amino acids. The record is from RefSeq and is a predicted model, not a curated record. Gene Ontology annotation, cellular component: endoplasmic reticulum membrane; Golgi membrane.